AGAGGCACCUUCCUUCCGGCCGCCGGCAAGCUGCUUCCACUGCAGAUUCUUCUUCUUACUCAGGUCUCCAAGGUCCGGCUGAGUUCUUCUUAACCAACAAGCGAAGACCAAGAAGGGCGCAGCCAUGGAGCUGGUGGUGGGCGCUUCAGGGGCGACGAUGAAGUCCCUCCUGGGUAAGCUGGGUGGCCUCCUGGCCCAGGAGUACACCCUGAUUAGGGGCGUCAACAGCGACCUCCAGUACAUCAACGACGAGCUCGCAACCAUGCAGUCCUUCCUCCGCACCGUCGCUGGAAGCCACGGCAACGACGAGCUGAUGAAGGACUGGAUGAAGCAGAUCCGUGAUGUCACCUAUGAUGUUGAGGACUGCAUCGACGAUUCCGGCCACCGCCUCCAUCGCAUCCGCGCCGACAGGUGCUGCUACUUCCUAGUCAGCAGCGUAUACGAGGUCCUCACUUGGUGGCCUCGCCGCGACGUUGCCGCCAGGAUCUCCGUCCUCAAGGUGCGCGCCCAGCAAAUCGGUGAGCGGCGGCAGCGGUACGGCGUCGACAACCCACAGAGGGCCGGAAGUGGAAGUACCGCCACGGCUGGAUUCGAUGCCGCUGCCAACCAGGACGCAAGCCUUCAGAUCGUUGCCAUGAAGGAACCUGUGGGGGUCGACAAGCACAUGGAGGGGCUCGAGAGGUGGAUCACUGACGAGAACAGUGGCAGUGUGCUGUACAUCGUCGGGUUCGGAGGGGUGGGGAAGACCACCAUCGCCAAAGCCCUGUACAAAAAUUUUGGGGAACAAUUCUCCUACCGUGCCAUGGUCACCGUCUCCCAGAGCUCCGACGUGGAGGCCGUCCUCAGGAGCAUCAAGAGUCAGGUCACGCCGCAGACCGACCACCCCGAGCAGCCCGGUAGCUCGGCAGAGAACCGUCUAGCAGUUGCGGUGAAAGGCGUGCGACGCUGCAUCGGCCAAGGCAAGGCAGCCGUCAUGAACAGGCUCCGCAAUGCCGGCAGCUCAGUGCAAACGACUGACCGCACAAAGCAAGGCAGGCCCAAAGGUGAACUUGAGGACUACUUGGGAGAAAACAGUUACUUGUUCUUAAUUGACGACGUAUGGUCUGCAGCGACGUGGGAUCAGAUUAGAAAGUCACUUCCUCUACAGAACAAAAGAGGCAAAAUAAUAGUUACUACCCGGUUUCAAGCUGUUGCCAUGACGCGGAGAGGAGAAGGCAACAAAGUUUGUCAAGUUGAAGCUCUUAAGGACGACGAAUCUAAGCAGUUGUUUAAGCAGGCCCUCCUUGAAUCCAGAGGAAGAGAAGAUGCUACCACAUCCAAGAGAGAAUCCAGCGAUCCUCGUAAUGAUCGUGUUGUCAAGGCCAAUGAUGGCAACACAUCUGCACUGUUACCUACCCAAGCCGUCUCUGAACCCAAAGGAAGCAAAGAUGACGCUACAAGAUCAAAGACAGAAGACGGCAAUCCUGUCUCUGAAUCCCAAGGAACAGUUCACAAGGAAGUAUGGAGUAUGUGCGGGGGCUUGCCACUGGCCAUCGUUACCAUGGCCGGUCAUGUGGCCUGCAACCCAGGCAAAUCAAAGGAUGAAUGGCUAAAACUUUGCAGCGAUCUAUUUCCAGGACCAGGGAAAGUUGAAGGUAAAGAGGUUGGUAAGAAACGUACCCAAGAGGAAGUGGGAAAGAUUGUCAGCCAUUGCUACGACGACAUGCCUGCUGAAAUCAAGACUUGUUCGCUAUAUUUGAGCAUAUUCCCAAAAGGCCACAGAAUCAGCAGGAAGCGUUUGACACGGCGAUGGAUCGCUGAAGGCUUUGUUAGUGAGAAGCAGGGGCUGACCGUGGAAGAUGUCGCGGAGACAUAUUUCAAUCAUCUCAUCAGGAGGAAAAUCAUCCUUCCAGUGGAUCACAGCAGCAAUGGAAAGGUGAAGUACUGCAUAGUUCAUGACAUGGUUCUUGAGCACAUUGUAGCAAAGGCAAGUGAAGAGAACUUCAUCACUGUUGUUGGUGGUAACUGGCUUAUGCCACCACCAAGCGGCAAGGUUCGCCGACUGUCCCUUCAAGGCACUGAUUCCAAGCGUGCAAAGGAUAUAGAGAAGAUGAACUUGUCUCAUGUCCGUUCACUUACCAUGUUUGGGAGCUUGAACAACCAGUUGUCGUCCCAUUCAUUUAAGUUUGGAAUUGUGCAGGUCCUUGAUCUUGAAGGCUGCAUGGGUUUCAAACAGCAUCACACAAUGGAGAUAUGCAAAAUGCUUCUGCUCAAAUAUCUCAGCCUCCGAGGAACAGAUAUAAAAAGUCUUCCUGAUCGGAUCGGGAAACUCGUGAACUUAGAGACUCUGGACAUAAGGGAAACAAAUGUUGUUGAGUUGCCUAAAGAAGUGUGCCAGCUUGAACAGCUGGUCAACAUACUUGGUGGGAAUAAAAGAACACGGAAGGCACUUAAGCUUCCUGGAGAGCUGAAUAAGAAGAAGAAAAUGAAGGGCCUUCGCAUACUGUCAGGGAUUGAGAUCACUGCAGGAUCAGUGGAUUUCCAUCAUUUGACCGAGCUGAGGAAGCUUGCUAUCUACAAGCUGGUAACCAUGGGGGGUGAUUCGAGUUUCAAAGAAUUAAGAUCCUCUAUUGAAUAUCUUGGUGGCUACUCUCUACACACGCUCAUAAUUGGUGAUGAGUCAUCCGAGUUUAUCAAUUCACUGGAUGAUCUUUCAUCACCCCCAAUAUUCCUUAUUGCCCUUGAGUUAUCUGGCAAGAUGGUUAAGCUUCCCAGAUGGAUCAGACAACUCAGUGCUCUCAACAAGUUAAACCUGCCAAUAACAGCUCUCCGGACGGAUAACCUGAGGCAACUUAGUGAUCUGGAGGAAUUAUUUUCUCUCACCUUCUCAUUUACUGCACAAAAGCAUGAUGCAGAAACCUUGACCAUUCUUUCAGAAAACAAGCUGCAUUCCCAUGGGCAGAUCAAAAUUCCAGACUCAGGAUACAAGAGUCUCAAGCUUCUUCGUUUCGCUGCUCCUCUAUUGCCAUUACUGAGCUUUCCCAAAAAAGCCAUGCCAGAGCUGGAAAUGCUUGAGCUGCGGUUUAACCUGUUGGAGGGCCUUUUUGGCAUAGAGUACCUUGCAAAACUCAAAGACGUGCAUUUGACAUUAGAUGACAAAACCCGCCAAGCAAUGACAAAGAAGAUAGUAGGCGACAUGGAGAAUGCAGCCAAGAAGACCAAAGCCAAGGCACCACCCAGGAUAAUCCUUGAGACAGUGAUUCACUCAAAUUGAAACUAAACCAAACUGUUGUGCUUUGUAAAUCAUCGCGAGUUGAGAAGCAUCAUGUAGUUCAAAACAUGUUCUCACAAUUUUAUUUAAGCUAUUCGUGGCAAACCUAUUUAAAUUGGAAUGAUUGUUCAUUGU
This is a messenger RNA of Triticum dicoccoides, 3385 nucleotides long. Its product is annotated as disease resistance protein Pik-2-like. The record is from RefSeq and is a predicted model, not a curated record. Bases 125 to 3253 code for a protein of 1042 amino acids. Gene Ontology annotation, biological process: defense response to other organism. Gene Ontology annotation, molecular function: ADP binding. NCBI's taxonomy places the organism in Eukaryota, Viridiplantae, Streptophyta, Magnoliopsida, Poales, Poaceae. The transcript is spliced from 3 exons.